AUGGGCGAGGCCAAGUUCCGCGCCCGCCGCUGCGCGACCCCAGGCACCACUGCCAUCUGUUCCCUGUUGAACCGCUCCUCACUCCACGACAACCACACCACCGACCCUCAAAAUCACACCGCCAAUUCCAGCGGCCGCAGCAUGGUCACUUCUCCGGGCUUUCUGCGCCGUGACGCUCAAACCCUGAAUGCAAUCCGCUCUCUACCAAGGUCCGCGAACCUCGUCUUAUUCACCCCGGUCGUGCCGCCGGAGCCGGAGCCGGAGCCGGAGCUCGUGUCUUCGUCUCCAAACGAGGUCAAGUAUAGCAAGAAGGCCGCCGGCCGUGCGAGCGCGGAUGCUCCCAUGGACCCGUUCGAGCCAUUCGGCCGCGCCCUGUCCCGGCACCACGCCCGCGUUCGCCAUGUGCCCUACGUGCCGAGCGUCGGCAUGACGAGCACUCACAAGACCUUCCUUCAGCACGCCUCUGCAAUUGUCCUGGUGGUCGUGUGCAAUAAUGGCGAAGAAGGCCGUAAACGGGCCCCCUCGUCCGGAUCCACUAGCCUCGAGCUACACCACCACCAACGUCAACUGCCUGACCGCUCUUCUUCCUACAUCCUCCCCCCUCCACGUCAGUCCUCGAUCACGCCCACCCCGGCCUCAUUCAAGCAUGAGCCACGCCCAUCGCCCCACCGCGGUCACCAUUUCGAGCCUGCCGAUCCCUUCUUCAAGUUCGCCUCCCAGACGCUUGCCGCGGCGGGAGACCUGCGAGACCGCGCUGCUGCCACCUCCAAGGACCGAGACCCCUUGUCUGCUCCAUCUAUCCCGACUGUGUUGCUCGUUGUAGGCGAGGAUGAGGCGGAGACGAUGAGGAGAGCGGAUCAGCUGGACACGCUGAUGGAGGAGCUGGCAGCGGCGUACGGCAUCCGGUUCGAACUCGGGGCAAAAACCGCUCUGGUUUCCAGAAGCUAUUCGGCUGGGGCACUAAGGAGGGCUGCGGGGCUGAUAUUUGGGAGUGAGGCGUGA
Lasiodiplodia theobromae is the source of this 1002-nucleotide messenger RNA. RefSeq lists its product as uncharacterized. The transcript has a single exon. Lineage: Eukaryota; Fungi; Ascomycota; Dothideomycetes; Botryosphaeriales; Botryosphaeriaceae. Bases 1 to 1002 code for a protein of 333 amino acids. The record is from RefSeq and is a predicted model, not a curated record.